Messenger RNA from Labeo rohita (rohu), 1446 nucleotides. It is a transcript of the gene cfl2, whose product is annotated as cofilin 2 (muscle). NCBI's taxonomy places the organism in Eukaryota, Metazoa, Chordata, Actinopteri, Cypriniformes, Cyprinidae. The transcript has 4 exons. Gene Ontology annotation, molecular function: actin filament binding. Gene Ontology annotation, cellular component: actin cytoskeleton; actin cortical patch; cytoplasm. The record is from RefSeq and is a predicted model, not a curated record. Gene Ontology annotation, biological process: cell motility; actin filament severing; actin filament fragmentation. Bases 162 to 662 code for a protein of 166 amino acids.
UAUGCUCGAGUAGCCCUUCACUGCGGCUGUGCAGUGAUGUCCCUCUCUCUCUUUCUCGCUCUGUCUCUCUCUCACACACACUCGCACUGUCUCGGCUGUUCACAUUCCCAGAUAGAAGUACCAAGAAAAUAAUCGUUCAUUGAUUCACCGCAUCGGACAGCAUGGCCUCUGGUGUCACAGUCAGUGAUGAAGUCAUCAAAGUCUUCAAUGACAUGAAAGUGCGGAAGUCCUCGACCUCAGACGAGGUGAAAAAGCGCAAAAAGGCAGUACUGUUCUGCCUCAGCGACGACAAGAAGAAGAUCGUUGUAGAGGAGGGCAAUCAGAUCUUAGUUGGAGACAUUGGAGACACUGUUGAUGACCCCUACGCCUGCUUCGUCAAGCUCUUACCACUCAACGACUGCAGAUACGGCUUAUAUGAUGCCACUUAUGAAACUAAAGAAUCCAAGAAAGAAGACUUGGUAUUUAUAUUUUGGGCCCCUGAAGGUGCGCCAUUAAAAAGCAAGAUGAUUUAUGCUAGCUCAAAAGAUGCCAUUAAGAAGAAGUUUACAGGUAUUAAACACGAAUGGCAGGUUAAUGGUUUAGACGACAUUCAGGACCGCUCAACCCUGGCAGAGAAGUUGGGAGGAAGCGUGGUCGUAUCGCUGGAGGGGAGACCAUUGUAAACUCAACAGCCAUGUGCCAUCUGGAUUCCACACGCUUUAUUUUAGCAGCUUUCUCUAUCAUUUGAUCCUGAAGGAAUAAUCCUAGUUUGUCUUUAUUUCCUUUUUCUUUUCUUUUUUUUUUCACAUUAAGGAGAUCUCAUUAACAUAUGCAAAAAAAAAAAAAAAUCUACCAGCUGAAUGCUAGCUUUUGCAGUUAGCUUUUAUACGUCCCCAAAGAACUUUCUGUCUCCCUCUUUGUGUUUUGCCAAACAACAGUAGAAAGCUCAGAUGAUAUAUUCGCAGAGAUAUUUUAUUAUGCUGUAAGUGAACUAUAUGAGAAUGCUGUACGUUAAUGCCUCACAGCCAUGCGUUAACCGGUGACAAGCACUUUACACGUUUGAAACUAUUUAUUUGAACUCUUUUAGCUAAUCUGGCUCAUUUGGCGAACACAUAAAGUCUAUGCAGAUAAAACAAAGCACUUUUCGUUUUUUACACUACCAGUUGAAGGAGGACUUUGGAAUUUCUGUGUCUGUCAGCCCGGAAUAGAAGUUACCACAGUUUUCAUUCCUGUUACGCAUAUGGACAUAAACAGAUGGGUUCUGAGCUCUUCCACUGCAGCCUUUGAUUGAAACGCACCUUUGAACGUUAAGGCCGAGCUGCUUGGAAUGAUUUUUCUUUUUUUUUUUUUAACACUACAUGAAAACACAAUAUUAUCUGUAAAGAUGGCAAUAUUUGCAGCCUGAAGUGAAACAUUGUUUUUGAGAUUGAGGAAGGUGCCACUUUGAAAUAAAAUCUUGUGGCGGAA